AUGUCAUAUAAAUUAAGACCCUUCAUUGAAGCUCAAACUUCAAAAUCAAAUAUUAAACCAAUAGAACUAGAUGCCAUAGAUUUAUCUUUGUUUCAAGAGGGCCCAGAGUUUUUGUCUCAAAGGCAAGAACUAGCGGCCAAGUUGGAAAAUUCAUUAUCAACGUAUGGUUUUUUUUCGUUGAUCAAUCAUGGAAUUGAUCUAGAAACCUUUGAUCGCCUAAGAUCAAUUGCCCAAUCCGUUUUAGAAUUGCCUCAGGAAAUAAAAGAGAAGCAUCUUGCAGGUGCUUUAAAGUCAGAUGAAGAAGACAGAUCUAGGUCUUUAGGUGGUGAAAGAGGUGCUGGCUUUAAGCCGAGAGGUUAUUGGCUGAUGAAAAAUGGAGUAGUGGAUUCAAUAGAGCACUAUAAUUUUAGGGAUUUACAACAACCAGGAUUUUUCAGUAAGGAUAAAACUUAUCCAGAAAUAGUUAGACAUUACUUACCUGAAGUUGCUAAUUAUUAUAGGUUUUUGCAUUCCACUAUUUUAAGAAAAUUAACUAUAUUAUGCGAUAUUAUCUUGGAACUUCCAGAAGGAUUUCUCUGGAAAAAUUAUUUUAAGGUCAUUGAAAAUGACUAUAAGAACUCUGGUAACGGAUUUGGGAGGUUUAUGUUAUAUCAUUCGAUGGACCCUAAGGAAGAGGAAAAGGUGGAUAAAAAUUGGCUUAGAGGCCACUCGGAUGGUUCAGCCUUUACAUUUAUAACUUCGCAGCCAAUUUUAUCGUUACAGAUUAGGGAUUAUUUCACAGGUGAAUGGAAAUACGUGGGACACACCCCUGGAGGAUUAAUAGUAAAUAUUGGGGAUGCUAUGGAAUUUAUUACCGGGGGAUAUUUCAAAUCCUCAAUCCAUAGAGUAGUAUCCCCUCCUGACGACCAGAAAAAGUUUCGAAGAUUGGUCCUCAUUUAUUUCUGUAAUCCAAAAUAUACUGCAAUCUUGGAUCCUGAGCCAUUAAAUUCCGCGAAACUAAAAAGGCUAGGGUAUGUGAAGCCAAAGGUAUGGGAGAAGAUUACAUUUUCUCAAUGGGAUGAUGAAAAAGGUAGAUUAUUUGGCAAAAAAGAUGUUAAUGAUGUAAAAGGUGACGAACCAAAUUUAGUUUUAUUAUAUGGAAGGCUUCAUGAAAGAUGGCAUCAAGCAGAGAAAAAUUUCUCUAUCGAGGAAGCGAAGAAAAGUUUUAAGGUUAUUGAAGUUUGA
Messenger RNA from Debaryomyces fabryi, 1224 nucleotides. RefSeq lists its product as uncharacterized. Bases 1 to 1224 code for a protein of 407 amino acids. The transcript has a single exon. The record is from RefSeq and is a predicted model, not a curated record. Gene Ontology annotation, molecular function: dioxygenase activity. NCBI's taxonomy places the organism in Eukaryota, Fungi, Ascomycota, Pichiomycetes, Serinales, Debaryomycetaceae.